AUCCGCCCGCCUCGGCCUCUCAAAGUGCUGGGAUUACAGGUGUGAGACACCGCGCCCGGCCCCUCCCUUCUCUUUCUUAAAACCUGCGUUCACCCAGCCUCCGUUCGAAAAAAGACCCACUGGAUCUCAAGGGGCCAAGGUUGCCUGAUCGAAUUUCGCCUGGGAGGAAGGGGGUGGCCACGUUGGCAUGGCAUCGUGCCUGGCUCACCCUAAAGCGCGCAGCCCUAAGAGUGGGCUCUCGGGCAUAGGUGGAGCCAGCCUACCGCCUUUUCAGAAGAGGUCUCGCUCGCUUCCUCACGCGCCUCGGGGAACAGCUUGGCCCAAAGCCUCACUCCUCACGUCCCAGGGGUGGACGGGGGUCCGGGAGCCUCGAGUUCUAGACAGGCGUGGCGAGGCUGAAGCCUGGGUCUCCCGCGCCCCGCGAGGACCACGCCGCGACGUAGUCGCCCGAGGGGAGGCGCGGAGUGGAGCCGCAGCCAGCUCCUCCCGCACUCUGCUGACCGCGCACUAGCUGUCCUUGAGGCAAGAAUACUUGGGAGCGGAAAAAAGGUGGGGGUGUUCCCCAGCGGGGAGAGGAGGGGCGAGGCCCCAGCAAGCCUUUCGGAAAUCUCUCCCUGGGAGGGGACGAGGGGAGGCCUUCAACUGCAACGGGGAAGGGCUAGGAUACCGGGUUUGAAGCGGUGUUUGCACCGCAAGCGCAGCUUUUAUUUAGGCUGCCGGUUUGUGAGGGUUGGCUCGGAGAGCGCUGAUGGCGAUUAUAGUGGAACUUCACCUUCACCUGCCCAUGCGCCCCGCAGCGCGCCCCGCAGCGCGCCCGCUCCCACGCCCGCGUAGCUGAGGACCCGGACUUGCCACGAAAGGCUGGUGAAGCUGGGGCCCGGGCGGGCCGGGCCGGGUCAGGGGAGGGGCCUGGCGGCAGGGGCGGGGCCUCAGCUAAAGGCGCGGGGCACCGGGCGCCGAGAGCGCGGAGUAGAGCGGCGCCCGCUCGAGAGAAGUGGGGCCGAGAUCGCGCCGUCCCAGCCAGCCCGCCGGCGUCCGAGCUGCUUCCGCGCCCUUACCCCUGCGGGCCCUUGCAGGGCGAGACCGGCGGCCAUGCAGCCCCGGGGUUGAGGCCGCCCCAUGGCAAAGCCGGCGGUCCCGGCGACGACGGCGCAUGGAGAACUUCCGUAAGGUGCGCUCCGAAGAGGCGCCAGCGGGGGGCGGGGCCGAGGGGGGCGGCCCGGGCUCUGGCCCCUUCGCAGACCUGGCGCCGGGCGCGGUGCACAUGCGGGUCAAGGAAGGCAGCAAGAUCCGGAACCUGAUGGCCUUCGCCACCGCCAGCAUGGCGCAGCCAGCCACGCGCGCCAUCGUCUUCAGCGGCUGCGGCCGGGCCACCACCAAAACCGUCACGUGCGCCGAGAUCCUCAAGCGCCGCCUGGCGGGCCUGCACCAGGUCACGCGGCUGCGCUACCGGAGCGUGCGCGAGGUGUGGCAGAGCCUCCCGCCUGGGCCCACGCAGGGUCAGACGCCUGGCGAGCCGGUCGCUAGUCUCAGCGUACUUAAGAACGUGCCCAGCCUCGCCAUCCUACUUUCCAAGGACGCGCUGGAUCCGCGACAGCCCGGCUACCAGCCCCCGAACCCCGAUCCUGGUCCGUCGUCCCCGCCAACCGCGCCAACGUCCAAGAGGAGCCUAGGGGAACCCGCAGCUGGAGAAGGCUCCGCGAAGCGAUCGCAACCCGAGCCAGGGGCUGCGGACGAGGAUCAGACGGCCUAAAACUCCGGACUGUGGGCAGGAUCUUCCGCCAGCGCCUCCACCCUCAAAUGCACCUCCAGCCUUUCACUCCUCGGUCCUCCGGAGCCCACAACCUGGACACAGCUCCUCAAGGCAGGUAGCAUGGACCUUAAGGCGACAAGAGAGGGGCCCCAGAAGUGGCAGGAGAGGAUCCCCGACGACCUUAGGGAAACUUCGUGUGAUGAUUGCUGCUUAUGCCCGUGUUGCCUGAAGACACGGAACUUCACCUUCACCUUUUCUGGGACCUUCUUUGGGGGAGAAUGGUGGACAGUGGGAUUCUGGAAACUUGAUUGGGACCCCCAAGGGUUAAAGCCACCCAGCAUUCACGAAGGGCACCUGGAGUGUGGAAGCCGAGAAGAGUUAUUGGAAUCACCCCCACCGUUGACAGAGAAGGCAGGGGGUGAGACUUGACUGCUUGAGGGUAGGAGAGUCUGAGAUGUGGGGGUCCUAUUCCACUCCCCGCCCUGGGACAGUUUUCCUUUCUAGUUUUCCUUCCCCUGCUUCAGAGGAGCAUCUCUGAGGGUUCUAGCUCUUUUAACAUCCCUUUUCCCCCUGCUGGCCCAGAGGGAGACCCAGGACUGAACUCUCCAGGCCUCCUCCCCUGAGCCCUGCAACUGGAGUCUUGCUUCCAAUAAAACAAGCACAAAAAUGGCUCUGUCCCCAAAUUUUUUUCUAACUACCCACCUGUGCAGAGACAGCUCUGGCCUGGCCCUUUGUGUCUCCCCUCCCCUCCAGCCUUGCGUCCUGAUCCUUUGGAGUCUUCAGAGUCAGGCAUAGAGACUGGACAGCUUCAAAAUGGUGCAAGGCACUUCCCAGUCCCUGGCUUUUUCCUCUCUCCUCCCCCACUCUCCCCUCCCAGGCUGGCCCUGGCCUCAGGGGCUGUGACCCAUGGGGGCCCAUGCUCCCCUGUACAUCACCACUAAGGGAAAGGGAGUGGCACAUUGCUUUUCUGGGAGGGAAAGGAGGGAGUGGAAGGAGAGCAUGGAUGAACUCUCCUGGAGGUCACUGCAAAGGGUGGCAGACCCUGCUGAGGUCCCUGAACCUGCAGCCUCCAGACAGUAAACUGAACCUUACCCAGAAGGCUGGCACAAAGCCCCCAGCUCUGUGAGUAGGAUCUCCCCUUCGCUGCCCUCUCUCUGAGAAAGGACAGCACACCCUUGGGAAAAGGGGAGGAGAGAGACUGAGCGCAAAUCCACUGCUGGAAAUUACUAUUCAGCAGAGAAGCGGGGACUUGGGCUGUGAAUCACUGCAGGCCUCCUGAUAAGCUGCUGCCUCCAGCCCUGCACAGCUGUCUGUUGAGAGAUAACAGCCUCAUAAGCUUCUCUGCCCAACUCUAAGCCAGCUGGGGGGUGGGGGUGGUGCUGUGUGCUGGAAGAGCUCUGGUGAGUUGGGGGUGGGAUACCGCCCCAGGAUCUCAGAAGCAUAUCUCAUCCCAUGCAACUCAGCAGCACCCCUGGAAAGGGGGAGAUGCGGAAUAAUGUAUUUAUAAGUCAUUUUGCUGGCAGAACCCUGAAAUAAAUCCUGCUGGUG
Molecule: messenger RNA, 3301 nt
Organism: Chlorocebus sabaeus (green monkey)
Lineage: Eukaryota; Metazoa; Chordata; Mammalia; Primates; Cercopithecidae
Gene: RPP25
Product: ribonuclease P/MRP subunit p25
Biological process (GO): tRNA 5'-leader removal
Cellular component (GO): ribonuclease MRP complex
Molecular function (GO): RNA binding
Source: RefSeq, a predicted model, not a curated record